Molecule: messenger RNA, 1075 nt
Organism: Selaginella moellendorffii
Lineage: Eukaryota; Viridiplantae; Streptophyta; Lycopodiopsida; Selaginellales; Selaginellaceae
Product: calnexin homolog
Exons: 3
Coding region: 1-1044 (347 amino acids)
Biological process (GO): protein folding
Cellular component (GO): endoplasmic reticulum membrane; endoplasmic reticulum
Molecular function (GO): calcium ion binding
Source: RefSeq, a predicted model, not a curated record
AUGGCGCUCCCAGUACUCGGGAAGGCCUGGACGCUUUACCCAGGCUACGGCUUUCUUUUCGCUUGGCUAGUGGCAGCACUCGCUGCGGUCGGAUACCGAAGCACCGCACGAUUUGGAGGAGUCCAAGGCGAUGGAUCGAGUCGGAGGCAGCCCCACGCUGCCAUGACAAGGGCAUCGCGUUCCAUCUCCAUCGCUCCGAAGAGCUUCGUCAACGAAUCCCCCUACUCAAUCAUGUUUGGGCUGGACAGAUGUGGCACCACCAACAAGGUGCACUUCAUCUACAAGCACAAAGGCCCUAAAUCCGACAAGCACAUCGAGCAUCACCUCAAGUACCCGCCAUCGCCAGUGGCUGACAAGCUCUCUCACGUCUACACAGCAGUGAUCUACCCGAACAACACGCUCAAGAUCCUCGUCGACGGCAAGGAGGAGAAGAGCGUCGACCUCCUCUCGAGCGACUUCCAGCCGGCCGUGAUCCCGCCCAAGACCAUCCCCAAUCCCGACGACAAGAAGCCCGAGGACUGGGACGAGCCGGCGAAGAUCCCCGAUCCGGAAGCGACCAAGCCCGAUGACUGGCUGGACAACGAGCCGGACGCUCCACUGGAGAUCGAGGACGCGGAGGCGGUCAAGCCCGAUGACUGGCUGGACAACGAGCCGGACGAGGUUGACGAUCCGGAAGCUAGCAAACCCGCGGACUGGGACGACGAGGAGGAUGGCGAGUGGGAGCCCCCGAAGAUCAGCAACCCAAAGUGUGAGGAAGCGUCUGGGUGUGGAGAAUGGAAGAGGCCCAUGAAGAGGAACCCGGACUACAAGGGGAAGUGGUAUCCUUCGAUGAUCGACAACCCGGCUUACAAGGGGAUCUGGGCUCCGAAGCAAAUACCAAACCCGGAGUACUUCGAGUUGGACAGGCCGGAUCUAGAGCCGAUCUCGGCGAUAGGGAUCGAGAUCUGGACGAUGCAGGACGGCAUUCUUUUUGACAACAUCCUGGUGGCGACCGACGAGGCUGUGGCAGCAGAGUACAGGGAGACGAAAUGGAAGCCCAAGUAAGAGGCUGAGAAGGAGAAGCAAAAAAUUGAAG